AUGGAGAAGCUGAAUCUCUACUUUACCGACUCAACCUUCCAACCUUUGCGAGCAUACACAAUCUCGCCAGCAACGUGUGAAUUGGCUUUUAGACAAGAAUAUCCGAAUUUAUCAAAAGCCUCCCAGCAUCAUCAAAGUGUGAGGCCAGCCCCAAAAACAUUCAAAACCACUCUCUACGCACCCACUCCAGUGCCCCUCCGGUACCAACCCUGCGCUCUACGACAGACGGAUCUCCCUUCGAUAUCAACAAUGUGCAUCACCAAGUUAUCAAAACACUCGGAUUGCGGACACUGGUCGUGCGAGAUCAAAGAGCCUUGCAAAGAAGGUCGCGAUUUCUCCAACUGCGCAUCCUUCACGAAUGGCGUAGCUCGGAAUGCAGCAAAGUAUCCACAAGAGUUAGCAAAGGAGAAGACUUGUCCCAAGUGCGACAAGAACGACGAAUAUGAUGGGAAGAAGAUUAGGAUGGUCAAAGCGACGGUACAUGCCACAAAGUUCGGCUUUGGACCGAACAGGUCGGACUGUGGGAUUAAUCUCGGGAAGAAGACGCGGAAGUAUGGGCCGAAGAAGGAACCAAGUACGAUGUUGCUGGCAGAGGGAGGCUGCGUUGUGAUGUGA
This is a messenger RNA of Letharia columbiana, 615 nucleotides long. RefSeq lists its product as uncharacterized. The transcript has 2 exons. NCBI's taxonomy places the organism in Eukaryota, Fungi, Ascomycota, Lecanoromycetes, Lecanorales, Parmeliaceae. The record is from RefSeq and is a predicted model, not a curated record. Bases 1 to 615 code for a protein of 204 amino acids.